AUGUUUUUCGAAGAAGUCCGAUCUUUACACACACCAGAGAUCUCACACAGGGAAAAAAACCAUUUUCCUGUUCGGAGUGUGGGAAAUGUUUUUCGAGGAAGUCCAUUCUUUACAUACAUCAAAGAUCGCACACGGGGGAGAAGCCGUAUUCCUGUCCUGAAUGCGGGAAAUGUUUCUGUUCUAAAUCCAAACUUAAUAGACAUAAAAGAUCUCACACGGGGGAAAAGCCAUUUUCCUGUCCUGAGUGUGGGAAAUGUUUCCCUUCUAAAUUCCGUCUUAAUGAGCACAAAAGAUUUCACACUGGUGAAAAACCAUAUUCCUGUCCUGAGUGCGGGAAAUGUUUUUCACAAAAGUCUAAUCUUAAAACACAUCAGAGAUCUCACACAGGGGAGAAGCCGUAUUCCUGUUCUGAAUGCGGGAAAUGUUUUUUCACUGAAGUCCAGUCUUUAUACACAUCAGAGAUCUCACACAGGGGAGAAGAGUGCGGGAAAUGUUUCUCUUCUAAAUUCAAUCUUAAUGAGCACAAAAGAUUUCACACUGGUGAAAAAUGAUAUUCCUGUCCUGAGUGCGGGAAAUGUUUUUCACAAAAGUCUAAUCUUAAAAUACACCAGAGAUCUCACACGGGAGAGAAGCCGUAUUCCUGUCCUGAGUGCGGGAAAUGUUUUUCACAGAAUUCCAGUCUUUAUACACAUCAGAGAUCUCACACAGGGAGAAGCCAUAUUCCUGUCCUGA
This is a messenger RNA of Staurois parvus, 732 nucleotides long. The record is from the annotation of a GenBank genome assembly. Lineage: Eukaryota; Metazoa; Chordata; Amphibia; Anura; Ranidae.